This is a messenger RNA of Prosopis cineraria, 1164 nucleotides long. Its product is annotated as vascular-related unknown protein 1-like. The coding region runs from base 203 to 718 and encodes 171 amino acids. Gene Ontology annotation, biological process: xylem development. The record is from RefSeq and is a predicted model, not a curated record. Lineage: Eukaryota; Viridiplantae; Streptophyta; Magnoliopsida; Fabales; Fabaceae. The transcript has 4 exons.
AGGGAGUCAUGGGCUGCCAAUUCCUAGCGAAAAUCCUUUGUGAACCACAAAGGUCAACCCCCUGCUCUCCGUCCCUUUCCCUUUGCACGUUCUCUCUUUUCUUUUCCCUCCCAGUCCCAAUUCUCCAGUCCUCAUCACCCCUUUAACUUUCUCUUUUAUAAAUCCCUCCUCUUCUUCUCCUCUCCCUUCUUUUCAUGCCCAGAUGGACCGCUCUCUCGCUCCUUCUAUGUCCCAAGCUCCACACCCUUCUGCCGAGGAAAGCGGCUGGACUUCUUACUUGCAAGAUCUCUCCAACGCUUCCUGUUUCAGCGUUGGUGGCUCUUCUCUGCUCUCAGAUGCUGCUUCUUCUGCUGCUUGGAAAUUCUCGCACCCCCAUCAUCUUCCUCGUAAGCUCACUUUCAAGAAAUCUAGAACCAAACAGAUAUCUCAGGAUGACCCUCUCGAGGACACUGCUAGCUCCCCCGUCAAUAGUCCCAAGGUUGGGAACUUGCAUCCGACUGAAAAGAUUUCCAUAAAGGUUGAUGAUCAUCAACCGGAUGUUGCUGCUUCUAUGGCCAAGGAAUUCAGAGGAGCAGAACAUUAUUCAGAGUCGGUGAGAGAAGAUGAUGAUAAGAAAGAAGGGAGUUUAAAGGCAGAGAGUACUAUUGACUGCACAGACUUGAAGGAAAGGGGACUCUGCUUGGUUCCUUUGUCCAUGCUGGUUAAUUAUUUUGGCUAAGUCAUACUUGUCUGUCGACUUGAUCAAACAAAGAGAAAGAAGAAGACAAGUUGAUUAAGAUGAUAUAGUUUGGGCACUUUUGAGGCAGCUAUUGGAUGCAGGUAACUAAAUGGUAGGGAAGUGAAGUGAAGAACAAGGUGGAUCACAAGAUAUAACAAGUUCCCACUUGCUUAGAUUUAUUUGUGUAUGGGGGAGAUUCAUUUCAUAAUGUUUCAUCACUCUUCACUUUAACUUUGCCUAAGCAUAAGAAUAGGAACUUGGAAAAAAAAAAAAAAUACACAACCCAAGAUAGUACGGUGUUGGCAGUUAUUGAAUCUGUCCUAGAUAUCAUGUCGAAUAACUGAUAUGAUUAUCACAAUUCAGCUACUCUCUGUCACUUUCAACCUCAAAAAUAUCUGUACAUUUGUUUACAAAACUGAAAAAUUCAAAUGAGUAGUUCUCGGUGA